UCCGCUUAGAUGCGAUUUGUUUUGUAAGUAUUUUGGAUAUGGGGAAAAAAUCGGAAAUCCAAGGAAGUACCGAUUAUGACAGUGUUUUGGAAUCCCCAAGCAGCAGUCACAAGAAACACAAAAAGCACAAGAAAAAGCACAAAAGACGACGGGAACUUGCAGAAAGUAUCAGUUUUACCUCGCCUAGUUCCAGCCAUCCUAGUAGCGGCAGUACAACCCCGAAACCAGCCAUCAAGCUUAAGUUGAAGAUCGGCACAGAAACACUAGGAACAAAAAGUUUUUCUACAGAUGGUAGUUCAGUGUCAGCUCUUGGCAUUUUGUCGCCCGAUGAACCACUGGUCAACAUCGAUGAUAUUUGGGAAGAUGAAAAAGAUACAGACGAUAAGGACAAAGACUUGGAGAAGAUAAAAAAGCCCGGCGGUGAUGAAACGUCAGAUGAAGAGCAGGCCUGGCUCAAUGCUCUGGAGUCAGGAGAACUAGACGAGUUUGAAGAAAAACAGAAGCAGAAAGAUCCAACCUUGCUAACGAAAAGACAGCGAGCACUUUUGCAUGGUAGACAAGAUCAUGAGUUACUGCAGUUGCCCUCAGGUUACAAAAAUGUUCAGCUCACAGAAGAACAGGUGGAGAAACGGCAGCAACGUGCUAAAAAACGACGGCAACAGGCUCAGGAAAAGCGAGAGAAGGACAAGAAACAAACACUUGAUAGACUUCUAAAGAAGCAGGAUUCAAAGCAGAAAGGACCAAAGGGUCGAGGUUCUCGGCGAGUUAACUUCCCUCGAGUUCGAUACAUUAAUAAAGUGGAUGGCAUCAGCAUAUCAAUGCCGCCUGGUUUCCAGUUCCCCUUUGCAGCACAAACACAAAAAAUCCCACCAAAGACGCAGAUGUGUGGAUUGAUGGGAUGCAAGAAUCCUAAGAAGUACAACUGUUCAAAGACUGGUGUUCCACUUUGUAGUUUAAGCUGCUAUAAGAAAAACCUCUCACUACAUCCACAUUUGACUUACGUCAGCGUGACGUAGUGCACAGUAUUGGUUCGGGAACAGUGCGGAGAGGUCUUAGCUCUUCUGCAGCUAGCACCGUCUGUUCUGGUGCUUCUGUCUUGGGAUGUCAUUCUCAAUGAAUGAUUCAUGAAUGAUUUAUCAAACACAGACAUACAGUGUCUUGAAGAUUCAAACAUGGACAUACAGUGUGUUAAAAAUGAAGAUUCUGGUAUGCAAGAUGUUGAAAACUAAGAAAGGCAUUUCAAAUAUCGUAAUGAAUAUACAAGGUCUUAAACAGGUCUUAAAAAUACAGUUAGGAGGUAUAAGAUCUUUCACAAAUAGAUGUCCCAGUAUGCAGACCGUUUACAUCAGUGAAAAUUGUAUAUAUUUGUACUAAGAAGCUUUUCCUAGAACUUAGAUUGAGAUGAAAAGAUAUUACAGUUUGGUGAAAUGUGCGAGAACUCUUUUUGAGUACGAUGGUUUCACAGGUAUAAAGUCCGAUAUAAUGUAUUGUGAAUAUGGAGUCGUUAGACUGUUGCAGUCCGUGUCAAGUAAAAGCAUGAACAGACUGGCAUUUUAUACAUUUCAGUUAUUUUAUAAUAAUGAAUUAUUUUUUUUUUUAAAUUGUUAUCAUUAUUACACUACAAUAUAUAGCCAUGUAAUUGGCCAAGCCAGA
This is a messenger RNA of Gigantopelta aegis, 1653 nucleotides long. RefSeq names its product INO80 complex subunit B-like. The record is from RefSeq and is a predicted model, not a curated record. Gene Ontology annotation, cellular component: Ino80 complex. Lineage: Eukaryota; Metazoa; Mollusca; Gastropoda; Neomphalida; Peltospiridae. The transcript has 9 exons. Bases 39 to 1016 code for a protein of 325 amino acids. Gene Ontology annotation, biological process: chromatin remodeling.